AUGUCCGAUCGUGCCGCUACCACCGACGCUCUUCACAAGACCACGCCAGUGUCUGAGGGGGAGACAUCACCCGAUCAUCUUGAUCGGACCAGUGAAGUUUCAGGCAGCGACGACGACGAUGAAUUCAAGACAGGCGAACCCAUUGACGAAGUCACACUGACCAAGCGCCAAAUCGACAGUGUAUUUGGGGUUCACAAGCGCGAUACCCAACUUCCCAUUCAAGACUUCGAGCUACCUGCGUCCCUUCUUAUCGACGUCACCAGUAUUUCCGGUGCAGCAAUGAUGGACCUUUAUAUCUCUGAUAGUGUUCCGGACCCUCAAAAUAUUCGCGAAGCAAUGGCAAGUCCAUUUUGGCCACAGCUAAAGGAAGCUAUGAUUCAAGAGCUGGACCAGUUGUGUAAGAAUGAUACAUGGGAGGAAGCCGUCCCACCACCUGGGGCCAAGGUCGUGUCAACAAGAUGGGUUUUUAAGAUCAAAUACAACUUGAUGGGAGAACUCGACAAGUUUAAGGCCCGGCUCGUGGCAAGAGGAUUCACCCAACGCUAUGGUGUCGAUUUCAGCGAAACAUACUCUCCGGUACUCAAAAUGGCAAGCGCGGGAUUUCUUAUUACGCUUGGGGCUCAGUGGGGCUGUAAAGUUCGCCAUGGUGACGUUCCCAACGCCUAUCUUCGUGCAUCGAUUGAUCGCCCGAUCUGCGUGAAACCGCCACACGGAUCCCCAGACGAAGGAGCAGUUUAUCGAUUGCUGAAGAGCCUUUACGGAUUGAAACAGAGCGGACGACUUUGGAACGACUUGAUUCAUAGCUUUCUUCUCGAGUGUAAUUACACACAAAGCCGCCAAGAUCCGUGCGUCUACUUCAAACAUGAAGCCAUCGGCACUACAGUUGUCGGCCUUUACGUCGACGAUGUCAUUAUAAUUGCACAGGAUGACUCCCUAUCUGAGACACUUAUGCAACAGCUCCACGACAAAUUCGACAUCAAUGAUUUGGUAAUCAGCAAGUGCCUCGGUAUUAAUGUGGAGACAACGGAUUUCGGCUUCUUUUUUCAACAACAGCACAACAUCGAUGCUCUCCUCGCCAGGCUCGAAAUGAAGAAUUGUACUACCCGUUCGACGAUAAUGGAAGAAUAA
Molecule: messenger RNA, 1128 nt
Organism: Peronospora farinosa
Lineage: Eukaryota; Oomycota; Peronosporomycetes; Peronosporales; Peronosporaceae
Source: the annotation of a GenBank genome assembly